CAGGUUGCUGUGUUCAGGGCCGCUUUCCGCAUCGGCUUAAACCUUUUUGACAAUGACUCCUGCAUGGUGUUUCGACGAUGCGAAUUUGUCUCCUCCUUUGGACGAUUCGAUGAGCGGAAUAGGAGCCGACUUUGUCAACUCUAUGUUUAGUAUGCGUGACGCUUUGUCAGCUCUCCCUGUUUGUGAUGACUUUACAACAUUCGAAUCAAGUGGCAGCGUGAUCGCUGAAAACGAUUUCUCGUCCGACCAAGUCCUACGUAACUUUCAGGCGGUGCUUAGAGCACCCACUUCCUCCGCAACGAAAUUCAACGAACCACCGCUGACGUAUCUGAAUCAGAGUCAGGUAUAUGAACUUGUGUUGCAAAGGGACACGGAUAAAGUUUCACAAGUCAAGAGUUUGAUCACCCUUCGAUUUCAUGAACAUCAGAUGGAGUUGCAAGAACAAGAGCAUUUGAACAGUUGGCGUGAGGCACAUCCGGGAGAACGACUCCUUGACGUGGAUUUAUCGCAAUCUUACGGAUUCGAAGAUCUCUUCUCCGCUCCGGCCACGCCUAACAUGGCAGUCUGCCUGUGGAACGGUCCACAGUGCACUGUUGCUCUUCGACUCAACUGUAUCGGCACCGAAUUCACGGCCAAGAAGCACGGGGGUGAGAAGGGAAUUCCUUUUCGCUUGCAGGUGGAUUACGUCGACGCCGAGAAUGGGCACCACAUCGAGUGUUGUGCCACACAAGUGAAAGUGUUCAGAAUGAAGGGUGCAGACCGGAAGCACCGAACGGAUCGAGAGAAACUGGAGCGAAAGUCUAGAGAAAGUCAAUCUCAGUACCGACCUUCGUGUCCUGUGACCACACUGGUUAGUUUUCCCUUCGGCUGCUCCGGCACGCGUCCGAAAUCUCGCGCCUUUAGUGGCCUAUCACAGGGAACUCAAAUACCUGACCUCUCUUCUUCUACGCGAAAAAUAGGGACCGAUGGCUUGGCGAUCGAUUCGGAUGAGUCAGCGAAAGCUGGGGUUAAGGGAGCCUUCUCUGUCGGUACUGAACGGUCAACCAGUCCUCGACGCUCCACAGCUGAUCAUGUGGGUAAUGUAACGGCGUCUGCCUCAGUGUCCACCGCGCACUUCGUCACCCCGUCUCAACCUUUUCAGCGUCCAACCUUAAUCGUACACGACNGCUCUUCGCCCGGACCCUCACGUUUAUCACCAUCGCCGAGUCGUCGACUUACUGGUACAAUGAGCUCGUCAAAUCUUCAGCGGCGACGACGUCAGCGAGUUACCGAGUGUUGCAUGGGGAGUUGUUCAGCCUGUGGUCGUAUUUGUCGAAAUCCCUGCGGUGGUAUUACUGGCAGUGGAGGCAGGUGGAUUCGGACGUGUAAAGUCAAACCGUGCUGCGCACACUGGGAUGGAGCCGGCCCGCGACAGAAACAACCCGCAUGGCUGCCUGAAAAAAGAAGGGCUUCGCAUAGCUACGAACGGAACUCAGCAAUAUCGUGCCCCCAGAAGGUUGAUAGAGUUACCGGUUCCACUCACCCUUCUGUCAGAGCACGUGAGCUAAGCACUUCGGCAGAGUCGAGUCUGGGCAACGAGGAGCUGAGCAAGUGGACCCUGGUAGACAAACGAGGCGAGGAUGAGGAGGGUUCGGAGGAUACCGCUCUGCAACCCUCUACUUCUCGUACUGUUCGGCCGGAAUCGGUGAAAUCCCAGCCUCAGUCCGCUACAAAAGCUACUUCCUCUUGUCUGUCAAAUCGCGAUGCAGGCUACUCCAGUGACUUGGUAUUCCUCACCGAUUCCGAUUCAACGAAUCGUGAAAAUACCAUGAAAAACUUGUCUCUCAGUGCGGAGCCUGUUUGUUUUCAGUCACACUGGGAAGCGCCACCUGAGGCGCAUACUAUGGAAGUGCAAUCAUCCAAGCCGGUGACCACUGAGGAAUCGGAUGCUCAGUCGACGGUUCAUUCGUCAGCAGAUAUCGUGAUUCAACAGCCCGCAGAUGGUCUACCGAUCCAUAUCGACAUGACGCCUGAGGAGGUAACUGCAUGGUUCAAGUCAUCCAAUUUGGCAAACCUUGCAGAUACAUUUCAGACCUUUUCAGGUCGCGAUAUGCUUCGUUUGACGAAAGAAGACUUUCAAGCUCUCUGUGGUGCUGUGGAAGGCCUACGCUUGCAUAAUGCCUUCUAUAACAAACCUCCCCGGCCUCGGUCCACAAUUUACCUGAGUCGUCGGGAGAACGAAGUAUAUCAGGCGGUGAUGCUGUAUCAGCUAACACGUGACGAAUUACUGCGGCACGUGUCCGCAAUGGUCAGUCUGCAGGUAGAUCAGGUCCAGAUGUUGUGCAUUCUCGCUGACCACGGAUUGCCCGUUCUCAUCACAGAUGAACUGGUUGCGCAACUGGAGGACCACAGCUUUUACCAAUUGGAAGUGCAUUCACAUUGUCCAACUAAAGCAAACAUAUUCCUCCGGCCUGCAUAACAUCUUCGCACCUUAGCCACUGCAAUCAGAUCAGCUGAUCGAACGCCCGGUUGUACAUGAACCUUUUUUGAUGGUUUUGUUGUUUCCACCGUCAUCUUUUUUCGCAUUAUUAUUAUUAUUUCGCGUCUUACUUGUGUUUUUUAAACUGGGGCUUCUGUGACUUUCAAC
Messenger RNA from Opisthorchis viverrini, 2626 nucleotides. RefSeq lists its product as hypothetical. The record is from RefSeq and is a predicted model, not a curated record. NCBI's taxonomy places the organism in Eukaryota, Metazoa, Platyhelminthes, Trematoda, Opisthorchiida, Opisthorchiidae. Gene Ontology annotation, molecular function: RNA polymerase II cis-regulatory region sequence-specific DNA binding; DNA-binding transcription activator activity, RNA polymerase II-specific. Gene Ontology annotation, cellular component: nucleus. The transcript is spliced from 14 exons. Bases 53 to 2458 code for a protein of 801 amino acids. Gene Ontology annotation, biological process: regulation of transcription by RNA polymerase II.